ACAAUCCCGCCUCUUCUCCUUUCUUUUCACUCUCUUGUCCAGUGUGCAGUGGAGAAACUCCACUCUUCCUCCUCUCCAAUUAAUUUAAAUUAAAACACCCAACGAGAUGGUGGAGUUCAUGACCAACUGGUACAUCACGGCCACGCUGGGCGAGGGGGCCUUCGGAGAGGUGAAGCUCCUCCACAACACGGUCACCAACGAGUCCGUCGCCCUGAAGAUUUUGCACUUUCACGAGGAUGCCACCGCGGAAACUGCGACCACAACUUCCCCCACGGAAACAACAACGACCACCUCUCUCCAAAAACAGGAAGCCGAAAAACUGAUAAAAAAAGAAGUCUCCAUCCACCAGAAACUCUCCCACGAGAACAUCGUGAAAUUCCACGGGUCCCGGAUGGAGAACAACGUGUGGUUCCUGUUUCUCGAGUACUGCGACGGUGGGGAGUUGUAUGAUCGCAUUGACCCCGACGUUGGCCUCAUCCCCCACACCCUGGCGCACUCCUUCUUCUCCCAGAUAAUCUCCGGAGCGACGUAUCUCCACUCCCUGGGAAUCUGCCACCGGGACCUCAAACCCGAAAACAUCCUCCUCUCGGGGGAAAGGAUUAAAAUCUCGGAUUUCGGGUUCAGCACCAUGUACAGGAAUGAGGAGGGGGUGGAACGGUUGCUGGAUACAAAGUGCGGCACCGCGCCGUACCUCGCCCCGGAGGUUUUUUACAAUUCUAAAUACAAGGCCAUGCCCGUGGAUGUGUGGAGCGUGGGGAUCGUGCUGGUGGCCAUGUUGGGGGGUGAACUCCCCUGGGACCGUGCCGACCCCGCGACCUCCCCGGAAUACCGCUCCUGGCGAGAAUCCACCCCAACCUCGACUUCCCCAUGGAAUAAAUUCGACCUGGCGACUCUAUCAUUUUUUAAGAGAUUGCUCUGCCCGUUGCCAGGGAAACGGAUCACUUUCGAACAGAUUGCGGACCACGCGUGGAUGAAGAAGCGGUUGGCUAACAAGAGGAAGAAGGACUUCCACAUCCCCCCGCCCCCACUGACCCUAAAACGCUCCAAACCCAACACCAUCUCCACGACACAUCAAACCCUGCAGCACUCUCCAAUCUGCUGCCUCUCCCAACCCGACCCGAUCCUCAUGAACUCCAACCCCGAAUCUCUAUCACCCCAAAAACCCCAUGGCAACCAGAUUGACAUGACGAAAUUCUCCUUCAGCCAACCCGCAGCGAAUGAAAUAUUAUCCGAAGAAGUCGCCCCGUUGUCAAGGCGACUCGUCCACCGGAUGACACGGUUUUUCGUAAAGAAUAAUUCGAAAGAGUGCGUGAAAAUCGUGACGGGGGUGUUGGACGAGUUUUGCUACCAGUGGAAGGUCUUUCAAGAGGGGAGGACUGUGCAUGUGAUCACCAUAACAACGGUGGACCGCCGGAAGACCCCGCUGGUCUUCAAGUGCACGGUGAUUGAGGUUCAGGACAAGGGUGACGCGGUGCUGUUGGAUUUCCGUCUCUCCCGCGGGGAUGGCCUCGAGUUUAAGCGGCAUUUCCUGAGGAUUAAGGACUCGCUGAGGGACAUUGAGCUCAAAAUCGGAGCCCCUCUCAAUUGGCUCAUCCCGUUUUAAUUAUUUUCUUUUUGAGACUGAUUUUUUGAUAAAUUUUGUAAUGAAAUUAAUUAUUUUUAAUGGAAGUAAAUUAUUUAUAAAAAAAAA
Folsomia candida is the source of this 1690-nucleotide messenger RNA. RefSeq names its product serine/threonine-protein kinase Chk1. Lineage: Eukaryota; Metazoa; Arthropoda; Collembola; Entomobryomorpha; Isotomidae. The transcript is spliced from 6 exons. Gene Ontology annotation, biological process: protein phosphorylation; intracellular signal transduction. The record is from RefSeq and is a predicted model, not a curated record. Gene Ontology annotation, cellular component: nucleus. Bases 107 to 1603 code for a protein of 498 amino acids. Gene Ontology annotation, molecular function: ATP binding; protein serine/threonine kinase activity.